Messenger RNA from Dinoponera quadriceps, 3172 nucleotides. RefSeq names its product protein inscuteable homolog (gene insc). Gene Ontology annotation, cellular component: apical cortex. The coding region runs from base 73 to 2280 and encodes 735 amino acids. Gene Ontology annotation, biological process: regulation of asymmetric cell division; apical protein localization; asymmetric cell division. Lineage: Eukaryota; Metazoa; Arthropoda; Insecta; Hymenoptera; Formicidae. The transcript is spliced from 5 exons. The record is from RefSeq and is a predicted model, not a curated record. Gene Ontology annotation, molecular function: cytoskeletal adaptor activity.
UCGCUACCCUGCAAACGUACAAAAUAUCUGAGAAGAUCGCUUCUUGUUUUGUGGGGUGAUCAGAAAAAAAUCAUGAGCGCGCUCAAGAGAUAUCAGAGCAAAGUGUUCUGGGACCAAAUGGCCUCGCGGGACUUGAAAGACGAUCACUCGGUGGGAAGAAAUCCGAAGAGCGACAAUUUUGAAUCCCUUUUCCGUGAGGAAGACACCGAGAGAGGAGGAGAAGAUUCGACCGGCAAGUCGGAAAACGACACAGUGGACAGCGGCGAUAUCACUGCGAUACGUAUCUGCAAAAGUCCCGAUGAGGAUGCGAAACAAAACGCGCGUCGAAUUACGUCGAUACGCGACGAAAGUGCUGCGUGUGGAAGAAUGGAAGAAACGAAGAAGGAAGAAAAGCACAAAGUCGUUUCGAGAUCCUGCAGUCCUUUGAGCCAGGAUCUAAAAAGUCAGGAUUCCGGAUUUUCCGACUCCGAGAGAUCGGACUGUACGGAGGCUUACGAAAACGCGACUCCGAGACAGAAAUCGAGACGGAGGAAGAUAAGAGAGUGGAAAUUUCACUUGAGGAUCGCUUCACCGUGGUCGGAAGAGAUAUCUCCUCCGAAUCCGAAACACACAUCCACGCCGAAAGACUCGAGGAUAUUCCAGACGAUGAAAAAUCGUCUUGGGAGACGCGCGGAGAGCUCGUCGCGAGGACGAAGGAGCAUCGACGAGACGCGGGCCAAUGCACCACUCUCGUCCGUCGGAUCGCUGGAGGGGCUGGGCGAUUUUCUGUACGCCUCCGAGCCGCCGGAAGACAGCGUUCAGCGGCCGGCGAGCGCGAAAUCGCCGGUUUCCACCGUCGAUUCCGCCGCGAUAUCCGCCGGCAGGGACGUGUUGAAAUCCAGAAAUUAUCGCCAAUCGUCGUCCAUGAGAGCCUGGCUGACCGAUCUCGCCAUCGAGACCGAGAACGAGUGCGGCAACGCUCUGCAGAGCAAGAAUCUGCCGCGCAGGAGAGCACUGGUGGUAUCCGGGGAGGCACACGUGCGCGAUCUCAAGAUGAUGUCCUCCGCGGCCACCGCAGCCGCGAGCAAACUCUUGGCUGACGCCGAGCAGUUUGAGCAACAUUAUCGCAACAUUGUCGAGAAAAUAACGCGCCUGGAAGGUGGCCGAUCCGAGAUGGGGCUUCUCCGCAGCAUCGAGGAAGCCGCGUUCGCGAUCCUCUCGCAAUUGGGAGCGCCUCCUCCGCGGCGAAUUCAACAGGGCGGCCUGAGGAGCAUCCUCGCGCAACUGCAAAACAUGAAGACGUAUGUCGACGGCACGAUCGACGCGCGUUUGGAUUUUUACAUAGAGAAAAUCGUCCGCGGCCUGGAGGAGGCGCCGCGCGAAGACAGCGGCAUAGCCCGCGGCGCUCUGGCAGCUUUGACCGCCUUGGGAUUGUCGGAUUGCCGCGCGGGAAGCAGCAUAGCCCGGUGCUCCGGGGUAAAGGCGCUCUUGACGUGUCUGAUCAGCGCACGAGAUCCCUCGUGCGACUUGGUCGCGGUCUCGCUGCGCGCUCUGGCCAGCGUAUGCUCGUCGACGACCGCCAUCGAGUACUUCGUCCGCGACGGCGGCCCGGAGAUUCUCACGGACCUGCUGGAGGUGGAAUCCACUCGCGAGAAGGAGAAGACCGAGGCCGCCGCCUUGGUGGUACAGAUCACCGCGCCGUGGACCAACGCGAUAGGUCUGCCUCACCUCGAGCCUUUCGCCGGCUCCUUGAUACCGGCGCUGAACCGGCUGCUUGACAACACCAGCUGCGCCCAGACGCUGCUGUUGACGGCCGCCGCACUCAACAACAUGUCCAAGUCGCGAUUGUGCAGCGAAGUCAUCUUGGCGGAGGACAGCGUGAGGAAGCUACUGAGAAGCGUGAAGAAAUCCGCCACCGGCGGCAAUGUCUGGCUGAUGGAACAGGUGGCCGCGCUGAUCGGCGAAUUGGCGCGCACUCCCGCCGGCCGAGCGCACCUGGCGAAGGUGCGCGCCUCCGUGGCGUUGGUUUCCUUCCUAAGGAUGAGACCUCCCGGCCUGGAGGACGCGUACCAACGGCUGGAGGUCACCGCUGCCGCCGCGCUCACCAGACUCUGCGUGGAGCCCGAAAUCGCGCGACAAGUGGUCGCGGUCGGCGGCGCCGACUGUCUACCGGCGGAAACGGAGAAGGACGAGGUCGAAGCGGGCUUGUUGAGAUACACCAGGUCGCUGAGGCGAGCGUGCAAGAAGGCGGCGAGGCAAAUCGGGAUCGCGAAGGCCAAGGAUAGCAGCGCGUUGGAUUGAGGGUGGACAGUGAAAGGUCGUGCGUGGUAAAAGGCUGUAAAUACACACACACACACACAUAUAUAUAUAUUGUACAACAAUAAGCUGUAAUUACAAUUUACAUUACAUUUAUAAUGUAAAAGUACUGUCUCGUUGUUAGGAAGAAAUGUACAGAUAUGUGGCGGUCGAACCUCGCGCGCCGUCACCGGCGGCGCCACCGCCCAGAGCGGCCUCACAUACGCGAAAACAAGUUCUGCAACCGCGCCCGGUCUUCUGACCGGCUCGAGCGCCAUCCGGCUUUUCCGGCGCGUCGCGCGCACCGCCGGAACCACGCGAGGGUCACGCGACACCAAACGACGGCCAAGCACGUGUUCUGUGGCGCGAUCGUGUUCUGUUUCGAAGCGUCCCGGCGGUCGUGCCAGGACCCCAGCUCGCUCUCUUCCUUCUCGGACUCUGGACAACACGGACGUGAUCGUGAGUGUUCCUUGCUGUCCACUCUUGUACGUUCCGCUACCGACACUACGAACUAGUGCGUGCCAGUGCCUUCGUUCCGUCGCUCGCGAUUCCGCGUCAGCCCGCGGGUGCGAGUGACCUCGCGACGCUCCCUCGUCGCCGAUCGCUCCCGCGACCGUCGCCCUCCGACCUCCGUCGCGAUCGCCGCCCUCGCGACGCCUUGAGCGGCCUGCGUCUCGUAUCUCUCCCUGCGUGAGAAAAAAGAGCCGGCUCCGCGUCCUAGCGGGCCGAAUUCACUGUAUAUAGCGUUCCGAUUUCUGCGUCUCACGUUGCGGCCAUUUCGUUCAGCGUCGCGGCCAUUUUGUUCUACGCCACGUUCUUAGCCUUUAGCACACAGUUUUCCUUUGUUACGUUUGCGAGUUUGUAAAAUUACCAGAAAAUAUAGCUGCGUGUGAGCAGU